Messenger RNA from Venustampulla echinocandica, 1536 nucleotides. Its product is annotated as putative glycine hydroxymethyltransferase. Gene Ontology annotation, molecular function: zinc ion binding; serine binding; pyridoxal phosphate binding. The coding region runs from base 1 to 1536 and encodes 511 amino acids. Gene Ontology annotation, biological process: L-serine catabolic process; folic acid metabolic process; tetrahydrofolate interconversion. The record is from RefSeq and is a predicted model, not a curated record. The transcript has 5 exons. Lineage: Eukaryota; Fungi; Ascomycota; Leotiomycetes; Helotiales; Pleuroascaceae. Gene Ontology annotation, cellular component: cytoplasm.
AUGUCUCUCCUCAGGGGCCCUUCGCGGUCGGUCUUCAGAGCUGCGGUGUGCAGAGCAGCUCCGGUGUGCACAAGGCGUGCGGCAUCGUCUCUGACUGCAGAGUCUCAGCAGAAGCUUCUCUCCACCGACCUUGAACAUGCAGAUCCCGCGAUUUACAGUAUCCUUCAAAAUGAAAAACGAAGGCAAAAGCAUUUCAUCAAUCUUAUUCCGUCCGAGAAUUUCACAUCUCAGGCAGUUUUAGAUGCUCUUGGAAGUGUUAUGCAAAAUAAAUACUCCGAAGGAUAUCCAGGUGCAAGAUAUUAUGGCGGAAAUGAAUUUAUUGAUGAAGCAGAGAGGUUAUGCCAGGCUAGAGCAUUGCAGACGUUUGGUUUAAAGGAUACGGAAUGGGGUGUCAAUGUACAACCUCUUUCUGGAUCACCUGCGAAUCUCAUGGCGUAUUCUGCCCUCAUCAAUACGCAUGAUCGGAUAAUGGGUUUGGACUUGCCCCAUGGUGGGCAUCUAUCACACGGGUACCAAACCCCCACGAAAAAGAUAUCGGCCAUAUCCAAAUACUUCGAGACAUUUCCAUACCGCCUAGAUGAGUCGACUGGCCUGAUCGAUUAUGCAAAGUUGGAAGAACUUGCAAUGAUGUAUAGGCCAAAGAUCAUUGUUGCUGGGACAUCGGCAUACAGCAGACUCAUUGACUAUAAGCGCAUGCGGGAGAUCGCCGAUAAAGUCGGCGCCUAUUUACUGGCAGAUAUGGCUCAUAUUUCGGGUCUGGUUGCUGCCAGAGUUGUUCCCACGCCCUUCGAUUUCUCGGACGUUGUUACCACGACCACACACAAGUCAUUGCGUGGCCCGCGGGGUGCUAUGAUCUUCUACAGGAAGGGAGUAAGAAGUGUCGACCCCAAGACCAAGCAGGAGAAAAUGUGGAAUCUCGAAGAACCGAUUAACGCCUCAGUCUUCCCAGGCCACCAAGGCGGUCCUCAUAAUCACACCAUUACCGCCCUGGCUGUUGCACUGAAACAAGCCCAAAGCCCGGAAUUUAGAUCGUACCAGGAGGGGGUACUCGCCAACGCCAAGGCUUUCGCAAAGCGGCUAGGAGACUCUAAAGAAGCCGGCGGAUUGGGUUACACAAUUGUCUCUGGCGGAACUGAUAACCAUCUCGUUUUGGUCGAUCUCAAACCACAGGGGGUCGACGGUGCCAGGGUCGAGCGAGUGCUAGAGUUGGUAGGUGUUGCAAGUAACAAGAACACGGUACCGGGGGAUAAAUCGGCCUUGAAACCCGGCGGAUUAAGAAUGGGUACGCCUGCAAUGACGACGAGGGGCUUCCAACCGGAUGACUUUGUUAGGGUAGCGGAUGUGGUGAACAGGGCGGUUACUAUUACUCAACGAAUAGAUAAAAAGGCUAGGGAGGCGGCUGCUGGCGGGAAGAAUCCAGGAAGUGUUAAGGCUUUCCUAAAUUACCUCGGCGAUGGAAGUAAUGAGACAGAGAUCGUCCAGUUGAGAUCAGAGGUGGAGGAGUGGGUGGGAACUUUCUCGUUGCCUUGGGAGUAG